Molecule: messenger RNA, 510 nt
Organism: Talaromyces marneffei
Lineage: Eukaryota; Fungi; Ascomycota; Eurotiomycetes; Eurotiales; Trichocomaceae
Exons: 2
Coding region: 1-510 (169 amino acids)
Source: RefSeq, a predicted model, not a curated record
AUGGCAUCAUCACGAUCAACGACAACUCGUCUCUUGAAAGAGUUGCAAGACUACAGCAGUAAUCCAAACGAAGCUUUACUACAUCUCGGUCCAAUAAAUGACGAGGAUCUACUACACUGGGAAGCGGUAUUGAAGGGCGUCAAUGGGACGCCAUACGAAGGCGGCCUUUGGCAACUCCACAUCGAAAUCCCAACCAACUACCCCCUCUCCCCGCCCACCGUCCGCUUCAAAACGCGCAUAUCCCACCCAAACAUCAGCUUCACAACCGGUGAGAUAUGUCUCACUUUACUUACUUCAGAACACUGGAGUCCCGUGUACACAAUCUCAACUACACUCUCGGCGAUUCAUCAGCUCUUGACGGACCCGAGACCGGAUUCACCACUCAAUGUGGAUGUCGCGGCGUUGUUGAGGGAUGGGGAUGUGGCGGGAUGGGAGAGCAUUGUGCGGUAUUGGACGGAAGAGGAGAGGUGGUUGGGUCCGCCCGGAAAUGCGAAGCCUGCUGCGAGAUGA